Messenger RNA from Rotaria socialis, 2193 nucleotides. The record is from the annotation of a GenBank genome assembly. NCBI's taxonomy places the organism in Eukaryota, Metazoa, Rotifera, Eurotatoria, Philodinida, Philodinidae.
AUGGGUAACGGCAUAACAAUAAAUAAAAAGCAGCUUCCCGGCGUUCCCCAACCUCCUGGUGCACGUAAAAUCGUUGUUAUCCCGUAUCAAAAAUGGAUCUAUCAUGAUGCACGUCGUUUUGGUCAUUUCAAUCAAUUUAGUACUGAUAGUGGUUGUGAAAUAAUAUCCAAUAACAAUAAUUCCAAUAACAAUACCAUACUGUCCGUUCUCCCAUCACUUUCUUCAAGUUCAUUUUCACCUCCCACCUCAUUUGUAUCAACAUCGUUAUCGUUAACAAAUGAUUUUGUUGUACAAACUAAAACACAAUUGACAUCCUCAUCUGUUCCUUCGUCUAUAUCGUUUCUAACUAAUAAAUCCAAUAUUCGUAAUAAUAAUAACAAUCAAAAUCCAUCCGCAUCGGCUCUAGUUGGUUCAGCAAUGACAUUAUCGAGUUCAUCGUCGACUGUUACAUGUGCAUCAAUAAUGCCAUCGAGUGAUUCAGAUUCACGACGUUUAAAUCCCAAGCCAGUCUAUUAUGUCAAUGGAAGAUUUUUCAAAAGUUUAACACGUCUGGGCGACGCACAAUUUAUAUUGAGUGAACAUGGCGAAGACGAUAUUAUAUUAACCGUACCAUCCAAUAUUGAACGUUAUCGUACGAAUGAUAAUACCGUACGCGAACGUAUUCACCGAUUAAAUCGUGUUAUUGCAUGCUGUGACGAAUUCAUUGUCUUUCAAUUAUGGAAAGGAAAUAAUGAAGUCGAAAUAUUUGUAUUUGAUCGGCCUAUAUUGGCGGAAUCAUCCGACGGGAAAAUUUCAUCAAAAAAAUGUACAUGCUUUCAUCGACAAACCAAACGGCACCAAUUAUCGCCUAUUCCAUCAUCUGAACAGACGGUUUCGACAACACGUGCAAACACACCAAAUCGACAUAGUUCAUUAAUGCAAACAGCAACAUUAAGUGCCUAUCAUACCAGUGAACCGCAACGUUCGCCGGUUAAAUCGUGCUCAUUAUUGAAUGAUACUGAAAAUCGUUUCGACAUGCAAAAUGAUGCAUACGAAUUUGUUGAUAAUACGAAAAAAAUUUCCUAUUUAACUGGCUCAGCACGAUGUACAUUGGUAACUGCUUCAGCUGCUAUUGCGACUCAUUAUAAUAUUAAUCAUAACACUAAUGUAUCUAACAAUACCUUGUCAUCGGCUAUGUCGAGGAUUCGAUUUGGAAAAUCGAACAGUCGCUCAAAAUCUGCAAGUACACGUUCAUAUGCAAUAUCAAGUGCAAAUGAUGUUGUAAAUAGUAAAAAUUCUCAAAAUUUAAUUCAUGAUACUAAACAUCGCUCCACACCUUAUCUAUCAUCACUAUCAUGUAAUUGCAUGGAUAAUCACGAAUCUGUAUUACUAUCGUCGUCAUCUUCAUCGCCCACGUUUUAUCUAUCAUCAUCAUCAACAUGGAAUAGUCGGAUUGUUCGAAAAUUUAAUUCUGUUGCACAUCGUUUCAAUGCAAGAUCCUAUGCUUGUUUAAUAUCCCCUGAUCGAACGAAAUUAUUGAUCACGCCUGAUUACGAAGAUAAGCAUUCAUAUAGUCAUCAGAUACACGAAGUAACCGUUAUCUUUGAUAUAAAAACCUAUGUUAUACUUCGGAUAACACCAGCGCGUUAUGAUCAACGGUUCUCCUUCGAUCCACGUUAUGGUCAUUCACGUUUAGCAGAAUUCGAUACGGUUCGUGGUCAAAUAACAGAUAUUACCAAAGAUCGUGUACUUGUUUGUUCAAAUCACACACUAAAAACAAAAGUUUAUCGUGUAGAAUAUACAAACGAUGGACAUCUUAUCAUUGUUCUAUGUACACUUCCAAUAUUUCAACGUGUAAAACGUAAUUAUUUUCUUUAUAUUCUUAAUUCUUCCACAUUAUUGCAUACAAGAAGUAUUAUCGAUUAUCGUGGUCCAUUUUUUUCUCCGUUUGUAUUUACAAAUGAAUUCUCGCUUUUGUUUAAUAUCUAUCCAUCGCUAUCAAAUUGUGGUUCAACAUUGGCUGUCUUAAAAAAUAUUGAACCAUCAUUAAAUGUGCGACUUAUUGAAGUUUACUCAUUGCCAUAUACAUGUACAACAUUAAAGGAAGUAACACGACGAAAUAUUCUACGUUAUGUGGAUAGAAAACAAAUUAAACUAUUACGUUUACCGGACAAUCUAAAAGCUUAUCUCGCGUAUAAACCUCAAUUUACAUAA